This is a messenger RNA of Callorhinus ursinus (northern fur seal), 5307 nucleotides long. It is a transcript of the gene ARHGEF10, whose product is annotated as Rho guanine nucleotide exchange factor 10. The record is from RefSeq and is a predicted model, not a curated record. Gene Ontology annotation, biological process: positive regulation of stress fiber assembly; actin cytoskeleton organization; mitotic spindle assembly. Lineage: Eukaryota; Metazoa; Chordata; Mammalia; Carnivora; Otariidae. Gene Ontology annotation, molecular function: protein binding; guanyl-nucleotide exchange factor activity. Gene Ontology annotation, cellular component: centrosome.
CAGAAGCGGGGCAGGGUGAGGGGCGCUCAGAGGGACGGCGGGCGGGGGUCCUGGCUGGGGGUCCAAGGAGUGAGGUUUCCGGAGCUGCGCCAUGGACCAGCCAGAGCCACCCGCCCCCGCUCCCAAAGACAACGCGGUGACAUAUGGCAAUGAGGAGGACGAGGGGGAGCAGUUCGACUUUGACAGCGGAGACGAGAUCCCAGAGGCAGAUCGGCAGGCUGUGGGCGCAGACGCCACCUCCGGCUCAGGAGGUGAAGUUGGGAUGGGAGCAGACACAGACGCCCCGGCAGAACCCACCACCCAUGAGGUCCCAACGAGAGUCAACCCCUACUCCGUCAUCGACAUCACGCCCUUCCAGGAAGAGCAGUCCCCGCCCGCAGACCCGGGCCCUGAGGACGACAGCAUGAGCCUGCCUGUGCCCAGUGGGUACUCGGUGCCCGUUCCCUGCGGCUACGCCGUGCCCUGCAACCUGCCACUGCUCCUGCCGGCCUACUCCAGCCCCGUCGUCAUCCGUGCCACGUCCCUGCACGGGGAAGAAACACAAGAGGUAACAGAAGACGGUCAGUUUAAUUCUUUAAGUUCUGAGGAUCCAACGAACAGUGACGACCGGGUGCACAAGGAGGACAGUGCGCUCGCUCGGUGGGUUGCGGACCCAGCCAACACUGCGUGGAUGGAGAAUCCAGAAGAAGCCAUUUAUGAUGACGUGCCAAGAGAAAAUUCAGACUCUGAACCAGAUGAGAUGAUUUACGAUGACGUUGAGAAUGGAGAGGAAGGUGGGAACAGCUCUUUGGAAUACGGCUGGAGCUCCAGUGAAUUCGAAAGCUACGAGGAACAGAGUGACUCGGAGUGCAAGAACGGGGUCCCCAGGUCCUUCCUGCGCAGUAGCCACAAGAAGCAACUUUCCCAUGACCUAACCCGUUUCAAGGAGCACUAUGAGAAAAAGAUGAGAGCUUUGAUGGCAAACACGGUGGGAGCCACAGAGAUGCAGCAGCUAAAGCAGAGACAUGAACUCAAGAUGCAGAAGCUCAUGAAAGCCGCCAAGGAGGGUACGAAGGACGGGCUCGAGAAGACAAAGGCCGCCGUGAAGAGAGGCCGCUCUCUCAUUCGGACCAGGUCCUUCAUGGCUCCAGAUCACAGACCCUGCCUUGAAGAGGAGCAGAAUUUGUUUAUUGAUGUUGACUGCAAACAUCCAGAAGCUGUCCUCACCCCGAUGCCCGAAGGUCUAUCUCAGCAGCAGGUCGUAAGAAGAUACAUCCUGGGCUCAGUGGUCGACAGCGAAAAGAACUACGUGGAUGCCCUGAAGAGGAUUCUGGAGCAAUACGAGAAGCCGCUGUCGGAGAUGGAGCCAAAGAUCCUGAGCGAGAGGAAGCUGAAGGUGGUGUUCUACCGAAUCAAAGAGCUGUUGCAGUGCCACGGCAUGUUCCAGAUUGCGCUGGCCAGCCGCGUGGCUGACUGGGACUCCGUGGAAACCAUCGGGGACGUCUUUGUGGCUUCGUUUUCCAAAUCCAUGGUGCUCGACGCCUAUAGCGAGUAUGUGAAUAAUUUCAGCACAGCGGUGGCAAUCCUCAAGAAAACGUGUGCUACAAAGCCUGCAUUUCUCGAGUUUUUAAAGCAGUGCCAGGAGUCCAGCCCCGACCGCGUCACGCUCUACAGUCUGAUGAUGAAGCCCAUACAGAGGUUCCCACAGUUCAUUCUGCUGCUCCAGGACAUGCUGAAGAAUACAUCCAAAGGCCACCCUGACCGGCUGCCCCUUCAGAUGGCACUGACGGAGCUGGAAACCUUAGCGGAGAAGCUGAAUGAGAGAAAGAGAGACGCUGACCAGCGCUGUGAGAUCAAGCACGUCGCCAAAGCCAUUAACGAGAGAUACCUGAACAAGCUUCUCAGCAGUGGGAAUCGGUACCUCGUGCGAUCUGACGAUAUGAUAGAAACCGUUUACAACGACAGAGGAGAGAUCAUUAAAACCAAGGAGCGCCGCAUCUUCAUGCUGAGUGAUGUGUUAAUGUGUGCCACGGUCAGUGCACGCACCUCGGACAGCAACACGAUAAUGUCAACCAGCCAAAGGUAUUUAUUAAAGUGGAGCGUUCCUCUUGGACACGUGGAAGUAAUAGAGUAUGGCAAUAAUGAUGGUGCUGGAGAAAACAGGUGUCCCCCUGUGCACUCACCCGAGAGCCUGGCGGUGGUUGCCAACGCUAAGCCAAACCAGGUCUGCGUGGGGCCAGGGCAGCUGUAUCAAGACUUACAGAACCUGCUGCAUGACCUAAACAUCGUCGGUCAGAUCUCUCAGCUCAUCGGGAACCUCAGAGGAAACUACCAGAACUUAAACCAGUCCGUGGCCCACGAUUGGACGUCGGGUUUACAGAGGCUCAUUUUGAAGAAGGAAGAGGAAAUCCGUGCGGCGGAUUGCUGCCGAAUCCAGCUGCAGCUCCCGGGGAAGCAGGACAAGUCGGGGCGGCCCACGUUCUUCACUGCUGUGUUCAGUACCUUCACCCCUGCCAUCAAAGAGUCUUGGAUCAACAACCUGCAGAUGGCCAAGCUCGCCCUGGAGGAGGAGAACCACAUGGGCUGGUUCUGUGUGGAAGAUGAUGGGAAUCAGAUCAAGAAGGAAAGACACCCUCUCCUCGUGGGACACAUGCCGGUGACGGUGGCCAAGCAGCAGGAGUUCAAGAUUGAAUGUGCUGCUUACAAUCCUGAACCUUGCUUGAAUAAUGAGGCUCAGCCGGAUUCGCUGUCCACCGCACACGGCUUCCUGUGGAUCGGAAGCUGCACCAGCCAGAUGGGCCAGAUUGCCGUCGUCUCGUUUCAAAACUCCAACCCCAAAGUCAUUGAGUGCUUCAACGUGGAGUCUCGAAUCCUGUGCAUGGUGUUCAUCCCUGCAGAGGAGCGGCACGCGGAGCCCGAGACCGCGGCCGGGAGAGCACCGGGCGUGCCCACCGUCUGCCUGGGGACCGAGGAGGGGAGCAUUUCUGUGUAUAAAAGCAGUCAAGGCUCCAAGAAGGUGCGUCUGCAGCACUUCUUCACCCCGGACAAGUCCACGGUCCUGAGCCUCGCCUGCACACCCCAGAGCCUGUAUGCCGGCCUGGUCAAUGGCGCCGUGGCCGUCUAUGCGAAAGCAGAAGAUGGAUCCUGGAAUUCCGAACCUCAGAAAGUGAUAAAAUUAGGCGUCCUGCCGGUUAGAAGUCUUGUCACGACGGAGGACACGCUGUGGGCAGCUUCUGGGGGCCAGGUGUUCACAGUCAGCACCGAGACCCACGCGAUAGAGAACCAGCUCGAGGCCCACCAGGAAGAAGGCAUGGUGGUCUCUCACAUGGUCAUCGCUGGCGUGGGGAUCUGGAUCGCCUUCACCUCCGGGUCCACACUUCGCCUCUUUCACACUGAGACACUCAAGCAUCUGCAGGACAUCAACAUAGCCACCCCCGUUCACCAUAUGCUGCCAGGGCACCAGCGCCUGUCCGUGACCAGCCUGCUCGUCUGCCACGGCUUGCUGAUGGUCGGCACCAGCCUGGGCAUCGUGGUGGCCUUGCCCGUCCCGCGUCUGCAGGGCAUCCCCAAGGUGACUGGAAGAGGCAUGGUCUCCUACCACGCGCACAACGGGCCUGUCAAGUUCCUGGUCAUGGCCUCUGCCGCUGUCAGGACAGACAAGGACAAGCCUGCAGACAGCCCACCCCCCGGCACGGAGCCCCAGGACGAAGAGCAGAAGGAGGCGCUGCCCUGCGAGGGGCCCGGCCUGAGUCCGAGCGGCGCAGACGCCAUCUGGCUGGGGGACUCGCUGGGCUCUGUGACUCACCGAAGCGAUUUCUCCUCGUCCUCUGGGUCGCUGACCCCCUCACAGGGCUCGGGCUCCCUGGAGCCCAGAUCGGAGGAGAGCAUGGUCUAUGACCUCCUGCGGUUCCCCAGCGUCCUGCCGAGCAGAGGGCGGCGGGCCAGGAGGGCGAAAGCCAGCUCGGUGCUGGUGGCGUGUGGGGGCCAGGGCCACCGGCGGGUGAGCAGGAAGGCCCGGCAGCAGCGCCCAGAGGAGCUGGCCUCCUCUGUCAUGGUCUGGCAGAUCCCUCUGCUGAACGCGUGAGUCGGGGCGUUGGCGGCCGAGGACGGCUCUCAGCUGGGUUGGGUGACCUGGCGGGCUGUAGACUGUCUACACUGGUUGAGGAUGAAUUAGGUCUUUGGGGAAGGCAUGUGCAAUAUCGUUGUGGUGUCGUGGUGGUGGGUUCCUGCCGGCCCGUCCCCUCUGUCCACGCAGAGGCAGGUGCAGCUGCUGUGAGGAGGCAGCAUAAGGGGGCCGUCGGGAGCUGCGGGAGGGCACCCCGCGCUCCUGACCGCCGCAGUCCACGUACACGCCCGGGGUGCCCCAGACCGACUCCUGGGCCCUGCUACCCUGAGAAUUUGCAGACUGAGAACGUCUGGGAAGAUAUAGCCUAUUCAGUAGUAUGGACACUUACUAACAAUUCUUAGAAUAAUAACUUUACUUGAUUCAGAGUCACUGCUUUUAUUUAUAUUGUCUGUCUUUAAAUUCUGGAGUAGAGUUUGUAACAAUGAAGAAAGCCAGUGAACACACACCAGUCCAGUGGGUCUGCUGGACUGGUUUGCUUUCUGAAGCGAACUGGGUUUUCCAAAGUGGUACCCUGUGUGUAUUGUAUAUUUUAACAAAGUGGUAUUUUUAUAUUGCUUUUUUUGUCUAUUAAAAAUUAACAGUUAACGUUUCAGUCAAUACAUGAUCUGUAACAUUUCACAAAUAAUGUUUGCUUUGAACCAAAAUGCUCAAAACCUCAUCGACAUUUGGACUCGAGCAUCAACGCCAAACUCUUCCUCCCUCCUCGCGUCCAAGAGUAUUGAUGCCCAUGUUCGAAAAGUGUGUGUUUCCCUGUUGUAGGAAAUGUGCAGAGAGUGCGCUGGCCGGCUCUUUCACGGUGCUAGUCAGUGUGGCUGUGGGACGCGGGCCGAGGCGGGCAGCCCUGCCCUCAACGCGCCCCGUCCCUCAGCCGCAUCUCCCACGGGCGCACAGGCUCUGCUCUGCGCUCACGAAGCCGGUGCGCACGUCCGGGUGUGCGGCUGAGCAGCGAGUCUGUGGCUCCCCACGUGGAUUCAUCCAUCCGUGUUGUACUUACUGAGGGCUUUAAGACCGUUACUGCAGGCGUCACUGGAGGUAAAUUUCUCAGCACUUUACAGAUGACUAAAAAUGCUAAUUUUAUGACCCAGCCAAAUAUUUUCCAAGGUGCAUAUAUACCCCCACCGUGAAAGUAAUAUCUUCCCAAGCUUCCUUACAUUGUUAGUUGCUAUCUUAAAUCAUCAAUAAAGUCUUUUUAUUUAAAAAUA